CCCACCAGAUCAGCAACGACGGCUCGGCUGUUCACUCACUUCCCUGCCUCGAGGAAGCGGAUAUAAAGCGAGAAAGAUGAUGAUGCUCGUGUUUCUGAUUCUUCUCACUUCAUGGACUGAAUGUCUCCAUGCUGAUGUAGGGAUGGAGCCUGAGUACUCCCCUGCUUCGUCACUGCACAUCGAACCCACUCUGUAUGCAUCGGCAUCCGAAAUGUCUCCUUAUCCGCGGCAUCUGGACAUUGAUGCGCUGAAGAACAUGCCGCUCGUCAUUUUGCAUUCUCGGACGCCCAUCAAGCUGAAGAUGAUUCGAGGGGAGAAUAUGCAAGACGUUCACAAAUCUCUGACACCGGAGAGAAUAAUCAAACUUUUGAAAUCUGCGGCAUCAAGUUAUUCAGAAGAAAGUAAAUCAACACCCAAAAAGGCAUCCCUGAGAGAAGCCAAGAACAUCCAUUUUGACUCUUCUCAAGCUAGAUCUCUCUUUUCGCUUCCAUUGGGUGGCCAUCAGAGUUUACUGCCAUCCAGUAGCAACCUUUUUUCCAGGCCUUUUGUAGCUCAUGAAACAGGGAGCGGUUGGCAACAACGUUUCAGAAAUUCAUUUUCGAACAUGUUUUCAUUUGCCAAACCUUUUAGCGGAAUGGCUGCUACGAAUAGACCAGUGUUUAUGUCUUCACCUCAACCCAAUUUUCAGAUUCCUGGUUCUUAUAACCCUUUCCAACAGCCAUUUCAUUCUUAUCCCUCAGGCAUGUGGAAUCAGUUCCAACCAGUUCAUUCAUUCAGUUCAGGCGAUUUUUCGACAGCUGCUUCUGUUUCAAAUCCAGCAAAGCUGCAAUUGGGUAGUUAUUUUAAUCCCUAUCAUCACAGUGCCAUACAUCAAGGUCAGUUGGGUGGCGAUUUGGCGAUGUCGGGAGCCCAUAUGAUGCCCCACCGCAUCGUUCCAGCGCCAAACCAUGCUUUUGCACAUUAUGUUUCAACCGUGCCACGCCAUAAGCCUCUUUUCAACAACGUAGGAGGAUUGAAAGCGGCUAGCUUGGAAAUACGAAAUGCAUUUGCAGAUUUCACGGCUUCCGAUGAGCACGGGCCGGAGGUGAGUCAGAAGUUUGGAUCAGUUGGACACGUUAUGAAUAAAUUUCUUGACAUGAUGGGUUUGGGAGCGGCUGGUGGAAUAACAGAUGAUGGCGAAGGAAAUUUUGGCGGUGCUGGAAACUGGGCUUCUAUGGAAUCGUCGCCAAUUUCAAGAUCCCUGGAUUUUUAUCCAGGAUAUGGAAACCAAGCUCACUUAGACGACAUCGAGGAUUUCCCUAUCUUUCUCGAAGACAUUACAGAACAGUUUCUUACAAAAAUGAAUUUAACGCAUUUGUUGAAAAAUGAUACCAAAACUCCUGAUUCAGAUUCAAAGAAAGAUUCAACAAAGGCAAAAUCGUCGUCCUCCGAUGUUAAAGAAAAGUCAAAAGAUUCUUUAAAAAUGAAGGAAAAACCUGCUACGAAAGAGAAAAUGGCUAAACCAGAUGCACCAACCCAUACCGAAAAAGAUUUGCCGAAGUACUCUGACUCUCUUUACGUUCCAGCACAUACUCUUGAAAUGAUGCAGAAUAAAAAUAAGGAUAAGGAGUCUACCUCGAAAGGUAAUGCCAAACCAAACCCGAACAGCAGUAUGAAGAUGGAUGCAUCUUCUGAUAAUAAUAAGAAAACAUCCGACUCUGUUCCGGAUGCUCCACUCGUUAACUACAGAGUACCGUCAACACUAUCUACGGUUGCUCCUCAUGAUAGAAUCCCUCCUGUUGCAGUUUUCAGCUCAUUUCCUCCUAAAUCUAGUGAUGAACCAGCACCUGCGCCACCAUCGUAUUCACCAGCCAUGCCAUUACCUCAACAUGAAUUUGAGGACAAUCCGAAUAAACUCGUCGAUGAAGAUGACCUUCGCCCAUGGGUUCCAGUCACCAAUGGACGCGGGUAUGUUGAAAAGAGGCCGAAACCCUUUAUUGAUAUCACUAAAACUUCGGACCAGCCAAGAAGUUUAAAAAUAGUGGAGCAAGUGCUUUCAAGUUCCUCGAGAACAUACUAAAAAUGCAUUCCAUUUUAUCUAAAAACUUUAUUUUUCUCUGGGAAAGGUGCAAUUCGAUUGCGAUGAUCAUCCAGAUAGAUAAUAACCAUCGUUUGCAUAUCAGAGAUCAUUUAUACUAGAUAUCUUUUCUUUUUUGCUGUGGACGAAUGCUGCUUUGCAUAAUAUUUAUUAGGCAUAACAUUUUGCGAAGAAAUUCGUUUAUGUUUGUUCAUUCAUCAAGUUAAUUCAAUUGUGAUAUGAUAUGCCAGUUGAAAAAAAGUGUUAAUCUUAUGUUUCUGUUUAUCAUCAAGCGCAACAUUUAUUGAAUAUUCUCUGCUCUGUUUAUCACCAAGCUCUUAUCUCUUUCUGCUCUGUUUAUCAUCAAGCUCUUAUCUCGCUCUGCUCUGUCUAUCAUAAGGUUGCUCUCAUCUCUCUCUGCUCUGCUUAUCAUAAAGCUCUUAUCUCUUUCUGCUCUGUUUAUCAUCAAUCUCUUAUCUCUCUGUUUAUCAUCAAGCUGGUUAUCAAGUUAUGCCGCUCUUAUCUCUCUCAGCUCUGUUUAUCAUUAAGCUCUUAUCUCUUUCUGCUUUGUUUAUCAACAAACUUUUUUUUUAUAUCUAUCAUCAAGCGCUUAAGCUUUUUCUCAAGCUGUUUAUCAAGUUAUGCUACUCUUAUCUCUGUCUGCUCUGUUUAUCAUCAAGCGCAACAUUUAUUGAAUAUUAUCAUGUCAAUUUGGAAGAAAUAAAAAACGUGUUUAUUAAUCUUUGUUGCAUGUAAUGUUACUGAAUGUUAUUACUGUUUGUUAUGUAAUAUUACUGAAAAACUUUACUAGUUUUCAACUAAACUUGACUACUAAAACUAGUUUUUGAGUUGUU
Molecule: messenger RNA, 2910 nt
Organism: Argiope bruennichi
Lineage: Eukaryota; Metazoa; Arthropoda; Arachnida; Araneae; Araneidae
Exons: 2
Coding region: 77-2059 (660 amino acids)
Source: RefSeq, a predicted model, not a curated record